AUGGAUUAUUCGUACUACUCCGGUCCUCAGCCCCAGCCUUUUCCCUUCUACGGCCUCCCCGCCGGGCUGCCCACGCCCGAGCACCAUCAAUCCGCGCCCCGUCAGGACAACCUUCAGGACACCUUCACAUCUCUGGUAUACUCUCUCGCAGCAUCUGCCGUAGCGUCGCUCACUAACGCAAUCAUGGAACAGCAAAACUAUCAAUCCUUCGACCCUUCCUUUCGCUUCCAAAACCCCGCCGGCCAGUCCUUUGUCCCACCGCCACAUUCCCCACCCGAGUCUUUCUCCAAACAUUCGGUUUCCAGUAAUGAGGUUCUUAAUCACACAGAGCCAACCUCGGUGGAUGGUGGAGAUGACCGCCUGGGGGACCCGUCAUUAGGGAGGAGCAGCAGUGAAGAGAAAGAGGGCACAACGCCGGCGCAAACGAAGCGGAAGGCGCAAAACCGCGCUGCCCAGCGUGCAUUUCGGGAGCGAAAGGAACGACAUGUGCGAGAUCUGGAGGACAAACUCAACAGUUUAGAAGAGGAGUCCAACACCCUACUAGCCGACAACGAGCGCCUGAGACGGGAACUGGCGAAAUUCACGACCGAAAAUGAGAUUCUUCGCGCAACGUCCGGCUCGGCCAGUCGAUCAAACAACCCACCUGACUCAGGGCCCAUCACGACGGGACCCCUGAGGUACUCGCCUACGGAUUUCUACUCCAAUAUCGUCCCCAACGGCGAACCUGUUCGUCGCCAUCGCGUCUUGGUCUGUAGCGAAACGGGCGAGAAGUUGCUUGAUGUCAGCACGACCUGGGAAUACAUUCAGAACCAUGAGCUGUUCAAGCAUGGCCUUGUCGACAUCGCGCAGGUCGCCGAGAAACUCAAGGGCCGGGCCCAAUGCGACGGACAGGGGCCGGCUUUCCGAGAAAGCCAAGUACGCACGGCGAUUGAGGAGAGUGCCGCAGACGACAAUGAUGGGCUGCUAUGA
Molecule: messenger RNA, 969 nt
Organism: Aspergillus affinis
Lineage: Eukaryota; Fungi; Ascomycota; Eurotiomycetes; Eurotiales; Aspergillaceae
Gene: rsmA
Product: putative bZIP transcription factor (Fcr3)
Exons: 2
Coding region: 1-969 (322 amino acids)
Cellular component (GO): RNA polymerase II transcription regulator complex
Molecular function (GO): transcription cis-regulatory region binding; DNA-binding transcription activator activity, RNA polymerase II-specific
Source: RefSeq, a predicted model, not a curated record